Messenger RNA from Aspergillus pseudonomiae, 3548 nucleotides. RefSeq names its product exo-beta-1,3-glucanase Exg0 (gene exgO). The record is from RefSeq and is a predicted model, not a curated record. Bases 417 to 3221 code for a protein of 934 amino acids. Lineage: Eukaryota; Fungi; Ascomycota; Eurotiomycetes; Eurotiales; Aspergillaceae. The transcript is spliced from 2 exons.
ACCAGGCACAAUAAGUAUUAGCCCUGGUCCAUCGCUAUCAAGGCCAUUCAUUCAUUUCUUCAUUCACUCACUUUCCUUUGACCUCCGGGAGCGUCUUUAUCCGGUGUUUUGCCUAGCCUUAUUGUUCUUUUGUUUGUUCAUUCCUUUGUCGACGAUUCAUUGAUAGACUCCGGCAGGCGAGCUUCCUUUCGUUCGUCGACGUCCUCCAAGCAAUUCUCACUCAUUUGACCAUAUACAUCUUCUGACAUUGUCGCGUGACGAAGCUUCAUCACACUCCUUGAUAUCAAACAGUGGUUGUUGAUCAGCCGAUCAGCAUAGCUAGCGUACCGGAUACUGGAGGUUGACUUGAUAUUGCGUCUGUUCCGCUCUUUCAGUGAGAUCUCUGCCGGUUCAGCGAUCUCCUAGCCGUCUCAAAGAUGGCGUCUCUACACACAACUAUCAUGCUGUUCCUAGCACAUGUGCUGCUACUUCUAGGGUUGCCCGCGGGCCUCGUCGAUGCCGUACCAUUGGGUCAAGAGACGGGAAUCACGACGAAUUUGGCUGCCAGGGCGGGAUCAGACUAUUGGGUUGGAACUAUCAAGCGACAGGGUGCUGUUGCUUUUGGAAAUGGCACAGACUAUCAGGUAUAUCGUAACGUGAAAGACUUUGGUGCUAAGGGUGAUGGGUCGACGGAUGACACGGUUGCUAUAAACCAGGCUAUUGCAUCUGGGAACAGAUGCGGUAAGGGUUGUGAUUCAUCCACCGUCACUCCUGCCCUCGUGUACUUCCCUCCCGGUACUUAUGUCGUCUCCAAGCCAAUCAUUCAGUAUUACUAUACUCAAAUCGUUGGCGAUGCCCUUAACCUGCCUGUGAUCAAGGCGGCUGCGAACUUUGCCGGCAUGGCUGUGAUUGAUGCCGAUCCUUAUAAUGAUGACGGCAGCAACUGGUACACCAACCAGAACAACUUCUUCCGUGCCGUUCGUAACCUUGUCAUCGAUUUGACUGCCAUGCCCCAGGGAUCUGGUGCUGGUAUUCACUGGCAGGUGGGCCAGGCGACUAGUUUGCAGAACAUCCGGUUUGAGAUGGUGAAGGGUGGCGGCGAUGCAAACAAGCAACAGGGCAUCUUCAUGGACAACGGAUCAGGUGGUUUCAUGUCAGACUUGACUUUCAACGGUGGUAACUAUGGCAUGUUCGUAGGAAACCAGCAAUUCACUACCCGCAAUUUGACCUUCAACGACUGCAACACAGCCAUCUUCAUGAACUGGAACUGGGCUUGGACCUUCAAGUCAGUUGCCAUCAACAAUUGCCAAGUCGGUCUGAACAUGUCCAACGCUCCGCAGAACCAGACUGUGGGCUCUGUCUUGAUUCUUGAUAGUCAACUUACCAACACCCCCACCGGUGUCGUUACUGCUUGGACCGAGAAGAGCAUUCCCAUUGGCGGAGGUGCCCUGAUUCUUGACAACGUUGACUUCAGUGGUUCCAAGGUUGCGGUUGCGGGUAUUACCGGUAACACUAUUCUGGCUGGCGGCUCCGUUGUCUCAAACUGGGUCCAGGGCAAUGGUUACAUCCCUGGCAGCACGAAGCAGAAGCGUGAGGCUUCCGUGACAGUGAUUACUGAAACUGUGACGGAGACCGUCGAGGUCUGCACUCCUGAUUAUACAGAGUCCUCGCAUUCACUGACGGCCCUUCCGUCGGCAUCAGGAGAGAGUCGUACUGCUGGGAUUCUACCGGGUCUUCCAAUUGUGGGCAGUUUGUUAGGCUCUGACUCAUCUGCCACCCAGCCCACUGAAGCACCCACCCCUGAGGUUCCGGAGCCCACUGGUGCUGCCUCAACUCCAGAGGCUGAACCAUCUACUGCUGUUCAGCCAACUCCCAAGCCAUCCGCGCCUGCACCAUCACAGCCAGAGGCUCCAUCCAAGUCCACUGUGACCGGGUCCGUCAUUCCACCCAAGCCGUCCCAAACUGUCCAGGGAUCGUCUUCGGCCGUCCAUGGCACAAACGUCUGCUCCGUCAAAACGGUCACAAAGACUCGCCUACAAACUGCGCUCCCAACUCAUGCUAAGCCCGACUCCCUGCUCGCUGGUGGAAAGGUUUACGAGCGCUCCAAGCCCCUGUACGGCAGCUACGCUGCCUCUUCGUUCAUCAGCGUCAAGUCCGCGGGCGCCAAGGGAGACGGCUCGACUGACGACACCGCCGCCAUCCAGAAGAUCCUCAACAGCGCCACGGAGGACCAGAUCGUGUAUUUCGACCACGGAGCCUACAUCAUCACCGACACCAUCAAGGUGCCCAAGAACAUCAAGAUCACCGGUGAAGUAUGGCCCGUGCUGAUGGCCCAGGGCCAGAAGUUCGCCGAUGAACAGAACCCUAUCCCCAUGCUGCAGGUCGGAGAAGUAGGCGAGACCGGCUCCGUUGAAAUCACCGACAUCGCCCUGCAGACCAAGGGUCCGGCGCCCGGCGCAAUCCUCAUGCAGUGGAACGUCGCCGAGGCCUCCCAGGGUUCCGCCGGCAUGUGGGACACGCAUUUCCGUAUCGGCGGAUCAGCAGGCACCGAGCUGCAGAGCGACAAGUGCGCCAAAACGCCGCAGCAAACCACCACGCCCAACGAAGAGUGCAUCGCCGCAUUCAUGCUCAUGCACAUCACCGAGAAGGCCAGCGCUUAUAUCGAAAACUCCUGGUUCUGGGUCGCCGACCAUGAGCUCGACCUCCCCGACCACAACCAGAUCAACGUCUACAACGGCCGCGGCGUCUACAUCGAAUCCCAAGGCCCCGUCUGGCUCUACGGUACCGCCUCCGAGCACAACCAGCUGUACAACUACCAGGUCACCAACGCCAAGAACGUCUUCAUGGGCCUCAUCCAGACCGAAACCCCUUACUACCAGGCUAACCCCAACGCCCUGACCCCCUUCACCCCGCAGACGAAGUGGAACGACCCCGACUUCUCCUACUGCAAGACCGACGGCUGCCGCAAGGCAUGGGGUCUGCGCGUCCAGAACACCUCGGACAUGUACGUGUACGGUGCCGGGCUGUACAGUUUCUUCGAGAACUACGGCCAGACCUGUCUGGCGACGGAGUCCUGCCAGGAGAACAUGGUUGAGGUCGACUGCUCUGACGUCCACAUCUACGGACUGAGCACCAAGGCUAGCACGAACAUGAUCACGUCGAACAGCGGCGCCAGUCUGGUUCCCCAGGAUGAGAACAGGAGCAACUUCUGCUCGACUAUUGCGCUGUUCGAACAAUCGUAAUUUUUCUCUUUCUGUCUGCUGUUAGAUCAUUUGCCUUUCUGUUGUGUCCCUCUUGCAUAAUGACUAGACCUUUGCUUUCUAUCGAGUGGGUGUAAAUAUUCGAGCCCGGGGAUGUGUGGUACACUGUAAUGGACUUGGUUUACCUGUCUGUAUGGACACCUGGUUGUACGAGUCACGACGCGAUAGAAGGAUCGGCUCGCACGGGACGCACUGCUUUUUGUUGUUCUUUCUGUGGAUACCACUUUUUUUGUUCAAUCGUCAAUUAGACUUUUGGUUCGAUAUUAAUCCGAAAUAUGUCCCGGUAGGAUACCGCAUUAAUUACGUCAU